Messenger RNA from Humulus lupulus (European hop), 783 nucleotides. RefSeq lists its product as uncharacterized. Lineage: Eukaryota; Viridiplantae; Streptophyta; Magnoliopsida; Rosales; Cannabaceae. Bases 54 to 521 code for a protein of 155 amino acids. The record is from RefSeq and is a predicted model, not a curated record. The transcript has 4 exons.
CCUUAAUCUUAUUCGCAUAAGCAGUUUGUCAAGAAGGGUAAAGUAGAACGAUUAUGGAAGAGAAAGGCAGCGAAAGAUGGAACGGAGCGAUUACGAAUCUCACCGAGUUGUCUUCCAAUUUGGACUCUCUUCAGAAGCUUCUCUUCAAGAAAGCCGUUUUCGUUGACGAUGAAACCUUUGCCAAAGCCUCCCUCACCUCUGAACAAGCCCGAACCAUCAAGGCUCUAGAUCAAAGGGUGGAAUCUUUGGAAAGGGACCUUGAUGCUGCCAUUGUAGCUGCAUCUCGUGCACGUAAAGAAAAACAAGCAGCUGAGGCAGCACAGAAAGCGGCUGAGUUGCGUGCACAGGAGGUUACAAAAGAGCUUGAGAACACCACAAAGGUGUUUGAACUGCACAUGGAGGAGUUGCGAGCGAAGCAAGAAGAAAUAUACCAGCGUGACAAAGACAUUAAAGUCUUGGAAGCCAUAAUUCAAACGCUUGGAGGAAAACAGGCAUCCCAUUCCAAAACUGGAAAAUGGUAGAGUUAUGAAGAAUGUGGUGAGUAAUGAAGAAUGUAAAAAGAUAAUUUAUUUAGUUUAUGUUAAAAAAGUGGGUAGAAUCUUAAUUAAAUUAGUUAAAUGGAUAAAUAUGGUUAGUUUAACUUUAAAUUGGGUAUUUAUUAAAUGGCUUUUUUUUAUAUAUUUAUGUACUCCUAAAAAAUAACAAAAAUAUUGCUACAUGGAAAAAAAAAAACUUUUAUAUGGUAUAAGUUUUUUUUUUCAAUAAAUAUCAUUUUGUUCGUCA